AUGUCUUUCUUCAGGGAUACAUACGCGGAGAAUAUGCAACGAGAUUCCACCGAGGCGCAAAGACUCGACGAACAAUUCAAGCUCCUCACCGAAAACAUCGGCUACCUGCUGCACCCCUCCGUUCGAGACAAAAUGCAUACCCACGCACGAGUUGCUGACAUCGCCACCGGCACUGCAGCCUUCCUGCGCGACCUCGCCCACGACUGGCCCGACGCAAUCUUACACGGCUAUGACAUAUCAACUUCGCUCUUUCCACCCGCCAGAACCCUCCCCAAAAACGUGACUCUGCACCUUCUCGAUGCCCGCAAGGAUGUUCCCGUCAGCCUCUACGGACAGUAUGAUCUCGUGCACAUUCGACUGAUUGCCGCCGGGUUGACUUCAUCCGAAUGGGAGAGAGUUGUUCGCAACCUUGCUAAGCUUCUAAAGCCUGGUGGUGUUAUGCAAUGGGAAGAGUGCGACUUUACUAGCGUUCGCCACCUUCCCGGUAGACCUGAUUCUACGACCGACGCGGCUAGUACCAUCGGAUUAAUGUUCCUGACUGCCAUGAAAUCCCGCUUCGAGUAUGGCUGGAAUCGAUUGGCGACCGACAUGCGCGCUGUUGGUCUUGUAGAUGUCCAUAAUGAGGCUGUUUCUGCGGAUCGGGUGUAUGACACACGUGAGCGCUUGGCUACAAAUGGGAUGAGGGCUAUGUUCGCGUGGGCGCGGCUUCAUUCUGCUAGAGGAUCACAGGGGGCGCUGACCAUGCGGAAGAUUGAGGAUCUGGAGCAGAAGGCUUAUGCGGAUAUUCAAUCUGGUUGUUAUGUUACAUUUGACAUCCACAUUGCCUGGGGAUUUCGGCCCGAGGAGGAAGAGUGA
Messenger RNA from Penicillium hordei, 855 nucleotides. Its product is annotated as class I SAM-dependent methyltransferase. Lineage: Eukaryota; Fungi; Ascomycota; Eurotiomycetes; Eurotiales; Aspergillaceae. The coding region runs from base 1 to 855 and encodes 284 amino acids. The record is from RefSeq and is a predicted model, not a curated record. The transcript is spliced from 3 exons.